Molecule: messenger RNA, 1315 nt
Organism: Ixodes scapularis (black-legged tick)
Lineage: Eukaryota; Metazoa; Arthropoda; Arachnida; Ixodida; Ixodidae
Product: enteropeptidase-like
Exons: 6
Coding region: 1-1164 (387 amino acids)
Biological process (GO): proteolysis
Molecular function (GO): serine-type endopeptidase activity
Source: RefSeq, a predicted model, not a curated record
AUGAAUUCACUCUUUCUCAUAUUCGUAUACACCAUUGCCUUGCUAUACGAAUCUGCAAGUCUAGCAGGCAGAGACGAAAAGGACGCGCAGAAUAAUUGCGGAAAGCGCCAAAAAGUAAAACAUAUUUCUGCAAGAAUCAUCAAUGGUACCGAGGCUCUCCCGGAUCACUGGCCCUGGAUGGUCGCCAUCUAUAAUUCAGAAGACAACUUAAUAUGCGGAGGGGUCUUAAUUGGCGAAGAAUAUGUGGUAACGGCACCACAUUGUUUUCUAAAUCAAGACGCUCAUGAGUUUUCAGUUCGUCUGGGAACCACACUCAAAACCAAUGUUGCUCAAUGCUACACUCCGCAAGAUUCUAAUAUACGCGAAAAGAAAACCAGAAAUGCGGAAGUAUCUCCAAAAUUAGAUCAAGAAUACAAUGAGGAUCCUGAAAGCCAUGUGGUCUGUGUUGAAGUUGAAAGCAUCUGCACCCCUAUACAAGACAACUGUUUCCUCUUCAUGAAAGACAUUGCUGUUGUAAAAUUAAAAACAAAAGUCAACUAUACUGACUAUAUUCAGCCAAUCUGCCUUCCGAAAAACUGUGUCGAUCCCCCUGCAACAAGUACAUUUUAUGCUGCUGGCUGGGGACUAAUAUACGAGUAUUACAAUCCAUAUGAAUAUGAAGAUGAUCAUGAAGUCGAACAAGAAAUAGACGACCUUGAGACUCAGAAACCCAUAAACAAAACAUCAAGUGAAGGAACUAGCGUCGAAUCACAAACGGAACAAACAAAUUGGCUCACAUUUCGACGCCCCAACACACUGAUGGAACGAAAAUUAAAUCUCAUGGAUCAGGAUCAAUGCUGUGCCCAAAUGAAAAGCGAAGUUCCUGGCUACAUCAUUUGCACAAAUGGAGGAACAUGUUUUGGAGACAGCGGAGGACCUUUGAUGUACGAAGAUAACGGUCGGUGGACUCUUAUUGGUGUGACUUCUGAUGUGCCAAAUAACUGCUUUAACCCGGAGAGACCUUCGCUCUUUGUGAAGGUCUCGCACUUCGUGGACUCGCUUAUUUCGAAAUUUAUGCAACUUGGAAGUCACAGUGACAAAAAUGCCACGUGUGCUACGGAGGAUGCCCGUAAAAAUUGUGUAACGAGGUUCUUUCAGUUCUACAACGUGUCUUUAGAACCAUAAGCCGUCCUGAAGGCGUCUACCUUCUAUACGUUUUACAACACGUGUGUAGAACCAUAGGAGAUCCUGAAGGCAUCUACCUUCUCUAAGUUCUAGGACAUGUGUUUAGAACCACAAGAAAUCCUGAGUUAAUAAAACUCUAAGAAAAAAUGUU